GCUCAUGCAAAGGGAGCCCGGUUCUGUUUUUUCAUUGUUAACGCCGUUCACGAAUUUUCCGGUCCUAGAUCCUUCCUUUCUUGCAUCACAACCUCACACAUGCAAAGCGAAGUGCUAUAGCAGCGGCAAUUUGAGUUUUGUCCACUAGUAUUCCAGUAUACUCUCUCACUACGAACGCGAAGAGAUACAGCUGUGCUCACGGAACAACUACCAGAAAACACGAAAGAACAAAGUAGACUCUUUCUACAAAAAGUAUGGCGACCAGCCACGCUACCGCGGCUGCAACCAAGCACACGCUGGUUCGGGCGUCUGCUCUGCCCGCGGCAGCCGGCCCGCUUCACUCGUCGGUUUGGCAAGUAAAAGUUCAGAGCAGCUUCGUCCUCACCAACCUCAUCACGCCCUGGCCCGUGGUGGAAGAUCCGUCGUGCUAUCGUCCAAGGGCGGAACAGCACGAGGCCGUCGUCCUCUACUUGCACGGCUUUCCGGCGCAAAGCUGCGACCACCGGCGACAAACACAGUUCUACGGAAGUGUUUCCGAGCGGUUCGCGAAGAAGGUCCAAGAAUUCGUCACGGCGGGAAUAGCUCCUGCUACUGCAGCGUCCGGGGCUGUGAACAGCAACAAAAGCGGUUCUUCCGCACGGGAAGAAAUUUCGAGCAGCACUAGUCCCGGUUCCGCACCACACCAAGUACGAAGUUUUUGCGCCUGCAAUUUUCGCGGUACCCCGGGUUCCGGAGAAUAUGAGAAUGCACACGAACUACCCGCUUGAUUCCACCAUCCGGGUUGUCAUGCAAAAUGCAAAAGAGCAUCAGCGUCCUUCCACUUUACUGCAUUUGCUGAGCACUGCUACGUCUAAUAUCACGCGGAAGCGGAACUUGCCAGCACAAUUGUGUCUCUACUUGUUUUUAUCGCUGCGGAGAUGCCUUUAUUUUGUAAAUCAAAUGAGGAAAAAGAGCAAGCACGGACAAGCAGGUUGUAGUGCGCUCGCAUACAGACAGUUUUCGAAGCAAAACGGUUCGUAAGGAGGUGGAGGACGUCGUUGCGGUGAUUCAGUUUCUAACCGAAACUCUCCCCCACUUCUCCGGCGUGCACGUCGUUGGAAUCUCCACCGGCGCCAUCAUUGCUUCGUUGCUCCGCGGUCCGCUGGGCGAAGCGGUGCGGGAGAAGAUUCUCACCCUGACCGCCAUCGCCGGCUGCGGGUGCAGUGGCAUGGACACGGCGCUGCGGUACGAUUUCGACGAGGCGCAACUCUUAAGUUUCGAGGAAAACGGGUACUGUCUGAAGGACUACUGGCUCCCGCUGCGGGAUGAAAGUAACCCGGGGGAGGCGGUUUUGGUGGCAGAGGAAAUGCAAGUUGUAGAACAAACAACAGAGCAGGCCGACGAGAAGAGCCGGCAAGCGGCACAGAACGCCCUGGACAACCCGAAGUAUUACAAACACCAGCUGAAACUCGAUAAGAGUUACAUGGACGACUUCUUGUCUUUGGAUGUCAAAGCCAGCGUUUCAUCGCCUGCUGGUAGUAGUUGCGCCGUGGUCGCGCAAGGAGUAGAUACUGCACUAUUUCCGGGGCGGGACGAUGAUGCUGAAAAAGAUCCAGAGCAGCACUUUACCCCCGCGGCCACUCCGCUGUUAAUAAUCCACGGAAAAGAGGACCGCGCGGUGCCGUUUUCCGAGGGCGAGCUCUUGUUCCAGACGGCUUGCGAGCCCAAGCGCUUUUGCGGCAUCAACAAGGGCAAUCAUCUUUUGACGAACAGCAAAGACAUGAAAAAAGCGCUGAAUGAAAUUGCGGACUUUAUCAAAACGUAUAAUUCUCGUAGUAUGCAUUCGAAGCCAUUGUUUUCAAAUAUUCGCAACGUCAUCGGAACCGAUGAGGCUGCGAAAGCGAAAGGAGCGUAGGAAGGUUACAGAAAAGUUGCGGGUCCAUUUUUUUCGGGAGUGCUUCUGUUCGUGAAUAAUUCUUGCGGGUUCUCCAAUAUGUAGGC
Amoebophrya sp. A120 is the source of this 1980-nucleotide messenger RNA. The record is from the annotation of a GenBank genome assembly. Lineage: Eukaryota; Dinophyceae; Syndiniales; Amoebophryaceae.